UCGGGCAAAACACUUGUCAAAUUCCACGGCACUCCCCGACUGAGCUGGAGAAGAGAGAAAAUCCGGUGUAAAAACAUGGCGGCAGUCAUAGUCGUGCAUGGUGGGGCGUGGGCCAUUCCUGAUGAACUGGCAAAAGCCUCUGUUGAUGGAGUUAAGGCUGCAGCAUGUGAAGGGUAUUCAGUGCUGAAAAGAGGAGGAAGUGCACUGGAUGCUGUUGAGACUGCUGUCAGGGCUCUGGAAGAUAAUACUGUGUUUAAUGCAGGGCAUGGAGCAGCGCUAAACUCUGAUGGAGAAGUGGAGCUGGAUGCUAUUAUCAUGGAUGGAAGAACCCUUGCUAAUGGAGCUGUCUCGUCAGUGAAGAACAUUGCCAAUCCUGUCACACUGGCACGAGCAGUGAUGGAAAAGACUUCCCACUGCAUGUUGACGAGCCAGGGAGCCAACCAAUUUGCAGAAACCAUUGGCAUGGUGACAGUUCCCACUGAAACAAUGGUGACUGAGUAUGAGAGGAAAGAAUGGGAGAAGCACAAGAAUUAUAUAACAGGUGUAAUGGAAGAUUUCAACACACAGUGGGCCCAUGAUACUGUUGGAGCAGUUGCUGUUGACUUUACUGGUAACGUUGCAUGUGCAACAUCAACUGGGGGGAUCAGAAAUAAAAUGGUCGGCAGAGUCGGAGACUCUCCCAUCAUUGGUUCUGGAGGAUAUGCAGACAACCUCAGUGGUGCAGUUUCAUGCACUGGCCAUGGGGAGUCUAUUAUUAAAGUCACACUGGCCAGACUCAUUCUAUCACAUAUGGAACAAGGUAAAUCAGUAGCAGACUCUUCACAGCUGUCUCUUAAAUACAUGGGGGAUCGUGUGCAGGGUGCAGGAGGUGCCAUUGUUGUUUCUCCCUCAGGAGAGUGGGCAGCUACGUUCACCACAGAGCGAAUGGCAUGGGCAGCAGUGGAUCAGGAUGAUCUGUGGUUUGGAUUAGAUCCAAAUCAAAGACAUAAAGAGCAGCUAUCCAAAUGACAAUUGAAUAAACUCUUGUCAUCUUUAUUAUUUGUAGUCUUUAACUGGAAAAUUGUUAAUUUGAUCUCUUUUGAAUUUAUUUACUUAUUAACUACCAUUUGUAGUAUUUUAUCAUUAACUACGGGUUCUUUUUAGCACACAAAUAACGUUAUUUUUGAUAACCUUUAGACUCAAAGGUUUUGACUGUAUUAAAUGUAGAAU
Cheilinus undulatus (humphead wrasse) is the source of this 1209-nucleotide messenger RNA. Its product is annotated as isoaspartyl peptidase/L-asparaginase. The transcript is spliced from 7 exons. Bases 76 to 1008 code for a protein of 310 amino acids. Lineage: Eukaryota; Metazoa; Chordata; Actinopteri; Labriformes; Labridae. The record is from RefSeq and is a predicted model, not a curated record. Gene Ontology annotation, molecular function: asparaginase activity.